Messenger RNA from Hydra vulgaris (swiftwater hydra), 1509 nucleotides. NCBI's taxonomy places the organism in Eukaryota, Metazoa, Cnidaria, Hydrozoa, Anthoathecata, Hydridae. The record is from RefSeq and is a predicted model, not a curated record.
AUGUCUUUACUUGAAGGCGGUGAUAGACGUCGUUAUAAUCUACCUUCACAUGAUGAAGUUGCAGUUCAGUAUGCUGUAGAUGCAUAUGUAAAAAUUGAAGGCCAGCGUCUUGCUUUUAUCAGAAAUAAUCAAAAUAAGCUGAGAAGCGAGCAGUACGAUGCCUUUCAUGAACAUAUUAACAACAUUGCCAAUGAUCGUAAUAUUAGACCAGGACGAGUAGUAGUUUUGCCAUCAUCUUAUAAUGCGAAUGAUAGACCUGAUUUGGUUACUCGAGUAUUUAAACUCAAGUUAAAUAACCUCCUCAAUGAUAUAUUCAAACAUGGUGUAUUAGGCAAAGUUGUAACGCAUGUUCGGGUUAUUGAGUUUCAAAAGUGUGGUUUGCCGCAUGCCCACAUUUUACUUCAUUUAGCAAAUGAUGAUAAACUUGAAACAUCACAGGAUAUCGAUAAUUUGAUUUGUGCAGAAAUUCCAGAUCCGAUACUUAAUUGUGAACUUUAUGAUAUUAUCAAAACUUGCAUGAUUCACGGCCCAUGUGGGAUACUGAAUCCAAGUUCUCCCUGCAUGAAAGAUGGGGUGUGCAGCAAAAAAUAUCCUAAAGAUUUUAAUGCCAACACAGUAGCUGUUCACAAUGGUUAUCCGCGCUAUAGGCGUCGUGAUAAUGGCUUGGUUAUCAAUAUUAAAGGCAACAAUGUAGAUAACCGUUGGGUGGUACCUUAUAAUCCUUGGUUAUCAAAGAAAUAUCAAGCCCACAUUAAUGUUGAAGCUUGCAUGUCUGUAAAGGCUGUUAAAUAUUUGUAUAAAUACAUAUACAAAGGGCAUGAUUGUGCGAAUGUUUUGAUAAAUGAACAGGUUAAUCACGAUGAAAUAAACACUUUCUUAGAUUGUCGUUAUGUUAGUGCACCUGAGGCGCUGUGGCGAAUAUUUGAGUAUCCCAUAAGUCAUAUGUCACACUCUAUUAUCCGUCUUAAGGUUCAUCUUCCUGAGAAUCAAAUUGUGUAUUUUAGAGAAGGAGAAGAACAAGUGGCGUUAGAUCGUGCUGCUCAACGUAAUACACACCUUACGGCCUGGUUUAAAUUGAAUUCUGAAAAUGAAGGAGCCAAUCGCUAUUCAUAUGUUGACAUUCCAUAUCACUUUGUAUUUGAUGAUAAACAUUGUAAAUGGAAGGUUAGACAAAGAGGUGGAAAUAAGGUGAUAGUAAGAAUGUAUAAAGUUAGUCCAACAGGAGAAUUAUUUUUUCUUAGAUUGUUACUUUUACAAGCAAAAGGAGCAAAAUCUUGGGAGGAUUUGCGUACUGUUAAUGGAAUAGUUCUUGAAACCUUUCGUGAAGCGUGUGUUUUUAAUGGUUUGUUGCAAGAUGACACUGAAUGGCAGAAUACUCUUUCUGAGGCAGUUUUAACGCGAAUGCCUAAGCAAAUCAGGCAGCUGUUUUCAAUUAUUUUAACCUUUUGUGAACCUGAUGACCCUUUGCAUCUUUGGAAUUCAUACAAAGCCUUUAUGAUGGAGGCUUAA